UUCGUCUUUCCGGUAACAUUUCCCUUGUCAUCAUUCCGCUCGCCGAAUUUCUUCAACGUUCGAACAAAUUCGAACCCGAAACGGAGAAAAUUUCAUCGAUCCAACGAUCCAAUCGCAUGAUAUUUGCUCCGUAUGAAGCAUUUUGAACCGGGACUGGAAUCCGAUUGCGGCUGUCGGCGGACUUCUGGAGUUCUGUUGAGAUAUUGAGGAGCUAUUCUGGGUCUGGAUUCUCCUCGGGAGUGAGAGAUGAUUCAGAUUCAACUGGAUUCAGAAGAUUGAUCCGAUAACCAUGUGGUUUUCCUUCUUGAGAUCUAGAGAUCGAUUCUCCUUGGACGAACUCAGGCCAUUGUUCCAAUGCAUUUGGGUAGCCCUUUCCAUUUUCUGUGAGCUCCUAGAGCUUGAAGCCAAUCGGGUUUGUCAAAUGCGACAAUCGUGAUCAUAUGAGGAAAGACUUGCUCUUAAACUUUCAUUGGUUUAGAAAGGUUCAGUCUCGAUAUUGGAUGAUUAUAAGGUGAAUCAUGAAUGUGAAAGCUUUGGUUUUUAGGUAUUUGACUGAGCAGUUGAGAAAGGUUCAGAUUGUUAACGAGAUCAAUAAGGACUUUGUUGUUGAGGCACUGAGAUCAAUCUCGGAGAUAUUAACAUAUGGCGAUCAGCAUGACCCCUCGUAUUUUGAAUUCUUUAUGGAGAAACAAAUAAUGGGAGAGUUUGUGCGUGUUUUGAAGGUUAGCCGGACAGUGACUGUUUCUGUUCAGUUGCUGCAAACCUUGAGUAUUAUGAUCCAAAACCUAAAAAGUGAACAUGCCAUAUACUACAUUUUCAGUAAUGAACAUAUAAACUAUCUAAUAAUGUAUACAUUUGACUUCCAACAUGAGGAGAUUCUGUCUUACUACAUAUCUUUCUUAAGAGCUGUGAGUGGAAAGCUAAACAAGAAUACAAUAUCAUUGCUUGUUAAGACGGAUAACGAUUUAGUAGUUUCUUUUCCCCUUUAUGUCGAAGCCAUACGAUUUGCAUUUCAUGAAGAGAAUAUGAUACGCACUGCGGUCCGUGCCCUGACUCUCAAUGUUUAUCAUGUUGGAGAUGAAUCUGUGAAUACUUACGUAGCAAGUCCUCCGCACACAGAGUACUUUUCAAAACUAGUUUUGUUUUUCCAAAAGCAAUGCAAGGAUCUGAGUGCAAUGGUGUUGGACACCCUAAGGAGUCCAUCCCCAGACUCGAGGACAAAACUUCUUGCUGCCACUGAUGGGAUCGAGGACGCACUGUACUAUUUUAGUGAUGUUAUUUCCGCUGGCAUACCUGAUAUCGGGAGGCUGAUAACAGACCACAUUCUGCAGCAUCUAACUCUCCCACUAAUUCUUCCGUCUUUGUGCAUUGAGACUGUUAAUGAUAUCCCAAUCGACCCGGUCACUUCCCUUUAUCUGCUUUGCUGCAUCUUGCGUGUAGUUAAAAUCAAAGAUUUGGCAAAUACAACUGCUGCUGCUCUUUUCUGCCCCAUAAAGGCGUUCAUUUCAAGGUCUCACGCUCAUGAAAGCUCUACACUUGGAAAUCAACAUCAAGGCAAUGGUAUUGCUGAGAAGAAAAUUAAGCAAUGUUCAAGCGUUGCAGUAUCAAGCGAGGGCAUUGAUUCUCACAGUUGCAUUGAAGAUACUGAGAAAAGUAACUUCAACAACCCACAUUUGACGUUGAGGGAGACUUUGCUUCAGUAUAUUUCAGAAGGGGAUGAGGUAGAAGCGGUGGGUUCUUUAUUUGUGAUGGCCACUUUGUUGCAAACGAAAGAACUCGAAGAAUCAAUGCUUGAUGCCUUUGGCAUUCUUCCUCAGCGUAAGCAGCACAAAAAACUUUUGCUGCAAUCUUUGGUUGGUGAGGCCUCUGGUGAAGAACAACUCUUUUCACCCGAAAAUGGGUCCAUGAGAGAUGGCACAAGCAGUGACAUUGAUUUGUAUUUACAGAAGUUGGAGGAGCAAUUUGGAUUAUGCUGUUCACUGCCUGGGGUAGGAAUUAACCCCAGUGAACAUAGAAAUCAGGUGGUGGACGCAUUGGUCAAUCUUCUCUGCCGAGAAAACAUAUCUGCUGAAACACUGUGGGAUGGUGGUUGGCUUUUACGUCAAUUGCUUCCUUACAGCGAGGCAGAAUUUAAUUGCCAACAUCUUGAGAUGCUGAAGUUUUCAUAUGAGAAAUGCUCAAGCGCACUUAUUCGGGAAAUUAAGGGUACCUGGUCUGAUCUACUCAUCCCAGUACUGCUUGAUGAGUGGAAAAAGUGCAAAAGAGUGAUUGAAGCUCCAUCACCUCGAAAAGAGCCUAAAUUCAUUCUUCUCCAGCUGAACAAAUCUUCUUCUGAUGAUAACGUUGUUAGCGAAUCAUCAUUCACGGCCGGUGAAAGAAUGUGCGAGUUGGUAAAGGUCUUUUUGCUUCUUCAUCAAAUCCAAAUCUUCUCGCUUGGUAGGCCCUUGCCAGAACAGCCUCCAACCGAUCCACCUGAGAUGUCCCUCGCUACAACUUCUGGUUUGGAUGUUUCAGUCCCGAAGCCUGGCACCGAACUGAAACUAGGUGAUGCAGUGCCCUGUAGGAUUGCCUUUGAAAGAGGCAAGGAACGGCACUUUUCCUUUCUAGCAUUCACAUCCGGGUUAUCCGGGUGGAUCGUCCUUACUGAAGAAUCGCCUUUGAAAUCAGAUUACGGGAUUGUCCGUGUCACUGCACCUUUAGCCGGAUGCAAUCCUCGGAUAGAUGAGAAACACCCUACAUGGCUACACUUGAGAAUCCGUCCAUCCGCCUUACCAUUCUUGGAUCCAGCAAAGCGUGGAGUCUAUGAGAAGCUCAAGACGAAAGGUCUGGUCGACGGGAGAUGGACAUUGGCAUUCACGGAUGAAGUAUCUUGUAAAUUGGCUUACUCCAUGGUCGUGGACGAGAUCUGUAGACAAAGCAACGAGGUCGAAAGAAGAUUAAAACCAUUGCUCGAGCUCGAACAAAUUCAAGACCAAUCGAACCUUGCAUCCGAUUCUUCCUCUUCUACUUCAUCAUCACCACCGUCUUCGGGCUGAGCUCAGAAUUCGGGUAUUGAACUUUGGUCCCUACUUGUAAAUGAAAUAUUUGAAGCACCAGUAUUUAGAGAUAUAUCCAUAGAGUAGUGUUUCCAUUGUUCUUUCCUUCACCUUUUAAGUUUGGGUGCCUUAUUUUGCAAGUUAUCAUUCGUUCACCACUUCGUCUCUCUAACCCUAGAGUUCGUGUUUCUGUUUCCUGUUGGGCUUUUUUCCUGCUCCCUUUAAUAAUUUUUGUAUGUUUUUUUGUAUCAUCAUUGUAUAUUUGAUGCAGUUUUAUAGUGAUUUUUCCUCUUCA
Messenger RNA from Tarenaya hassleriana, 3330 nucleotides. RefSeq lists its product as uncharacterized. Lineage: Eukaryota; Viridiplantae; Streptophyta; Magnoliopsida; Brassicales; Cleomaceae. The coding region runs from base 519 to 3035 and encodes 838 amino acids. Gene Ontology annotation, cellular component: endolysosome membrane; late endosome. The transcript is spliced from 21 exons. Gene Ontology annotation, biological process: regulation of autophagosome maturation; endosomal transport; endosome to lysosome transport. The record is from RefSeq and is a predicted model, not a curated record.